Molecule: messenger RNA, 1197 nt
Organism: Ambispora gerdemannii
Lineage: Eukaryota; Fungi; Glomeromycota; Glomeromycetes; Archaeosporales; Ambisporaceae
Source: the annotation of a GenBank genome assembly
AUGAAUCCCUAUAUUCUAACACAAUGUCCAUCCACCGCUAACUUGACAUAUACCAGCACGAAUAACACUCCAAAAUAUGACUUUCGAAUUUUAAAGAUUAGUUUCUUGAAAGAGGUGAUCCAAUUGCCGAUGAAUGGACAAAGUACUACAUCAAAUGAUGCUACUAACACCACUACUAGCGUGUUCGCCACAACAUCUCCUUCCGUGAGUUAUGUGCAAAUGGAAAGAGUACAAGCGAGGGAAAUACAAGCAUACAGGGAAACGCAACAAUUUUUGGCAAGAAUUGGUGUUGGUGUGACUGUGGAGGCACAAGAGAUUUUUGAUGCCCUGAGUAAAACGUUGCCGGUGCGAUGGGUCGAAGAAAAAAUUGUGGUUUUAGAUGAGGUUAUUAUUAAUCCACCAUAUGACUUGGAAAAUUGUAAAGCAGGUUCAAGUGCUUCUGGGUCGUUGGCACGCGUCAGGAAAGUGCUUGAAGGAGAAAAGAAAAGGUUGUCGAAUCUCGCGCCGUACUUUACAGACAUCGAAAGUAACAAUACUUUAUACAAAUUCUAUAAGCUCAAAGCGAGGAUAAAUCAACAAUUCUCUUCAUUAUCUUCUAUUAUCCCCACCACUACUAUCAAAUCCUCUUUUUCCACGCAAUCCCGUCGUGUCUUUACAAAUAUUACAAACACCCAAUUAAAACAGCGUAUUAUUAUGUCUGGUACCGGAACCCUCAUUCCACAAACCUUAAAGAAUAAUAUUAAUAACGUUACACCAGAUUCUAAUGGACAUCUUUUAUCACCGAAUAACGCGUCUCCAAAUCGUAAUUAUUCAACUUCAUCUCACGAUGAAAAUAACCUGGAUAAUACUAAAGAUAGCGGGCACAGUAACAAUCAUGCUGAAUUAACACGGUGGUCAUUGGCUUGGUGGAAAGAAUGGACUAUAAUUUUCAUAGUGUUUGGUAUCACUGGGUCGACUACUGUAAGAUGCGUCAGGCCUAUCGUAACAAAUUUGCUUGGAAUCGAAGGUUCAUUCUUGGAAGGUCCAUGGAGUUAUCGAUUAACCUAUUUAAGCAUUACAUUACCACUUUACUCUUUGAUAUUGCUUAUUAUCGGUACUAUUGCUGGACGUCAUGCAUUCUUUAAAAAUGUUGUGGUUAGGAUGUGGGGUAGAUUAAUCCCAACACGACUGAUUAACGUCGCAAAGAGGCGGGAGUAA